Sarcophilus harrisii (Tasmanian devil) is the source of this 756-nucleotide messenger RNA. RefSeq names its product transcription initiation factor TFIID subunit 4-like. The coding region runs from base 1 to 756 and encodes 251 amino acids. The record is from RefSeq and is a predicted model, not a curated record. The transcript has a single exon. Lineage: Eukaryota; Metazoa; Chordata; Mammalia; Dasyuromorphia; Dasyuridae.
AUGACCCGCCUAAGGUCAUCCUCGAGACUCCUCCGAGGGGCCUCGGACCUGGGUCCUUCCGCGGCAAAUUCCAUCUCGUUUCGCUUUGGCGCCCAGGUGCUCCCGCCCCCGCUGGGAAGGCGAGGAAAACAAAGCCUGCGGCCAUCAAGGCCAGGCCGCCUCCCGCCCAAGGUCACGAUGACGAACGGCGCCGCCGGCCCCCGGGCCCCCGGCGUCGGGCCUCGGACGGGGCAAGCCCAGCCGCGCAACCGCCUGGGCCUCGGGGUUCUCCCCGCGCCCGGGCCGCUCUGGGGAGAGGUCGCCAGGCCCUUCCCGGGACCCGCUCCUCGCAGGCCCCGCGCCCUUCAAUGUCACCCUGAGCAGGGAGGACCCGCGGCGUCCCGUCCCCCCUUUCCCCGAGCUCCGGGCCAGGACGGGGCGGGGAGCUCGGCCGCCUUCCCCCCGGACAGCGGCGGGCCCGCCCGAGGCGCCCCCGCCGCCGCCUUACCUGCCCCCCGAGCCGCCGCCGCCGCUGCCGCCGCUCGCCGCCGCCCUCCACACCGCAGCAGCGCGAGACCGGAAGAGGGAGGCCGUAAUGCCGCGCAGACUCUAGGGAUGCGGGAGGACCCGGCGCUCCAGGCCCCGCCCACGACGCGAGAGGGUCGCUGUCGCGAAGAGCGGCUGCGGGGCAGCUUUACGACUGGCGCCGCUUUGCGGCAGGUCCCCCCGGAGGCGUCCGGCAGCUUUCGGCCUCCCGAGCUGCCUGCGGUUUCCUGA